UUAUAAUUUCCAUGAAUUCCACUUCUUCGCUCCAACUACAUGGACUCCGCCAAAUAAAACGCCGGUAAUAUCCUUGAUGGUAGCAGAGUCUCAAAAUGUCUAGCGAAACUGAAGCUCCCCUAGACAGCACUCUGGACGCGGCGGCGCCAGUUUUCUCACCUACCGCCAAUGCCAAAUUUUCCAUUGGCGACGAGGACAUGAGGCUUUUUAAUGAAGCUGUUCGUUCUUUGCCUUCUCAUGCCGUUAAAGAUUUGCUGCGCAAUGGGAUAUGCAUGAGAUGCAUCUUUCGGCUACUUGGAGUCCAAGGACAUAUUUUCUUUACCUAUCCUCUCUCGCGGUCCCUGAUGCAUAAUAUACUUGGAGAGUCUUGGAAAGAUGACGAAGAUAUGAAAGGUUGUUCUACAUAUAAUGAAUCAGGAGUUGAUAAAGAAAUAUGCAAUGUUUGUUUGGGCAUCUUGCAAUUCAUUCAUCGUGAUGAUAAAGGAGUACUAGUGAAAAAACACAAUGCUGUUAACUUAUGCGUAUCAAUUGCUGAAUUAAUAAAGCAAGAAGGUCAUCAGAUUGAUAGCUUUUCACUUGAAGUCUCUAUAGCACCAAUUAUCCAGGAAAAUGAACGUGUUAUUCGAUUGUAUAUGGAAAGGAAAUACAGAUCAGAGCUAUGGUUCCAAGAAAGUGUUUCUAAAUGUAUUUGUACAAAGGAAGCACUAAAGUUUGCAAUAGCAAAUCCACUUGAAAGGUUGUUGGAUGUAAAAUCUGGUCCAAGCUCUUGCCGUAUUCGUCUAACUUACACGCAAGCUAAGCCAUCAGGUAUAGCUCCAAAUUCAGUGCCUGGAGGUGAAGGUUGCAAGAGAAGAAAAACAGGCAUUACUGAUGCUCCAGAGUCUGUUAAUAAUGAGUUAAUCAAUGCUAGGAAUGGAUGUUUUGAUUCCUCUAUGUACAAAGGAAUUGAUUCCUCUGAGAGUUCUUUCUGUGGUCUGGAAAAUCAUGAAUCUUCUGAGUGCAUCUUCCCCAAGGAAAAAGUAAAGGAGCCCUGCAACUUGUUAUUUCUUUGUUACAGGACACCUAUCUACUUUGGUGGAAGAUACCUGAAGUUCUCAAGGAAUGUAAGUCAGACACGUUGGAUCAUUGAUGAUGAAAGAAUGGGAGAAGCAUCCAUUGAGGAGAUAAUCGGUGGCAGCAUUUUUCCAAUGUGUCAGGGUGAUAGCUACAAGUUUCAUGCAGCUGGUAGAGAGGAUAUUGAUGUCCGAAUGCUGGGUUCUGGUAGGCCUUUCCUGGUCGAGAUACAAAAUCCCCGCCAACUCCCAUCUGAGACCCUUGUAAAAGAAAUAGAAACAAAGAUAAAUAACAUGCAUGAUAAAUUGGUUGGCGUUAGACAUCUUAAAAUGGUAUCCAAUCACGGUUGGACUCUGAUGCAUGAAGGGGAAGCAGAAAAGCAGAAGCAGUAUUGUGCACUAGUGUGGAUUUCACGCCCACUUGAGGAUCAAGACUUGCAGUCUAUUGCUUCCUUAAAGGAUAUGCAAAUUUUGCAGAGAACACCAGUGAGGGUGCUCCACCGUCGAAGUCCAUUAGAACGUCAAAAGAUUAUACAUUGGAUGAAAAUCGAAAGGCUUACUGGGAGCUGUCAAUAUUUUCUUUUGCAUCUAUGCACCCAGGCUGGGACAUAUAUCAAAGAAUUUGUUCAUGGGGAUCUGGGACGUACACACCCAAGUUGGCGUGCUCUGACCCUAAGCAUAGAGAAUGAAUUUAUGGACAGCCUUGCUUAUGCUGGUGCCAUUAGAUAUAGCAUUGGAUCGAUUCUAGGAUGCAGAGCAGAGAUUUUGCAGCUUGAUGUUACUGAAGUAAAAAUGGAUUGCUUCCUGGCUGAAUGAGUUGGGCAACUUGACAUUUACUGAAGUGGAAAAUGAUUUAUUUCCUGACUGAAUAAGUUGGUUGCCAUCAAUUGUGAGAAUACCGUUGCAAUUUGAUAUUUGACUUCAAAUACUUUAUUGCCAUUUGAGAGUUAAAAAAACAAAGCCUAAUAAAAUUAGAAAAAUCUUAUGGAUGUGUAGUAUAAUAUCCCUUUGAAAAAGUGAUGAUAAGUCCUUUUGUCA
This is a messenger RNA of Ricinus communis (castor bean), 2090 nucleotides long. RefSeq names its product tRNA pseudouridine synthase Pus10. Bases 96 to 1868 code for a protein of 590 amino acids. The transcript is spliced from 16 exons. Gene Ontology annotation, biological process: tRNA pseudouridine synthesis. Lineage: Eukaryota; Viridiplantae; Streptophyta; Magnoliopsida; Malpighiales; Euphorbiaceae. The record is from RefSeq and is a predicted model, not a curated record. Gene Ontology annotation, molecular function: pseudouridine synthase activity; RNA binding.